AUGACCAGGGCAAAUCAUAGCCCUUUGCUUAAUAUGGACCCAGAAAUUGGCAGAACCAAGAAAGGGAUAAAGAAGGAGAGACGCCAGCGUGAAUAUGAGGCUGCAGGAUCAUUUCAACCUUCAAUUGAGUGUUUGUCAGAUACAUCUGAGACUGAAGACAUGGCUGCUGAGCAAAGGGAGAGAACGUUAAAGGAACUGGCUAACCAGGAAAUUGGAUUUCAACCCCUGUGCAUUCAAGUGCCUCAUAUCCAAGGAGCUCCUAACUUUGAUCUUAGAUCUGGUUUCAUCCAGCUUUUGCCAAGGUUCCAUGGGACAGCAGGGGAGGACCCUCACAAGCAUAUUAUGGAGUUCACAGUGGUCUGUUCAACUAUGAAACCGCUGGAUGUGCCUGAAGAGAUUGUCAAGAUGAAGGCCUUCCCUUUCUCACUGCAGGAUGCCGCCAAGGAGUGGCUAUUCUCUCAGAAUGUUCCCAUAGCUAGUUGGGGUGAAAUGAAGAGGAAAUUCUUGGAGAGAUUCUUCCCUGCUUCCAGGACAGCAGCUGUGAGGAAGGAUAUAAGUGGGAUAAGACAACUGCCUGGGGAAAAUUUGUUUGAAUUUUGGGAACGCUUCAAGAGGUUGUGCUCCACUUGCCCCAACCAUCAGAUAAGUGAGCAGUUGCUACUGCAAUACUUCUAUGAGGGCCUGCUGCCUCAAGAGAGAAAUAUGAUAGAUGCUGCUAGUGGAGGAACUUUGAUGGAUAAGACACCUUCAACAGCAAGGAAUCUCAUAGCUAAUAUGGCUGAAUACUAUCAGCAAACUUAUACCAGGGGUGGCAGCAGCAAGGGUGUCCAUGAGAUGCAACUGAAUGCAAUCACAGAUUCAGCGAGGACCAAUAUGUUCACUGGAGAUAACCUCCUACUGGGAAACAAAAUCAUGGAGCUGAUUGAGUUAAUGAGGCAAAUGGUUGUGGGAGGUCAAGUGGAUACGGUUAGAAAGCAUUGUGGGUUGUGUGCUUCGGACCAACACUUCACAGAUCAGUGUGCUCAACUUCAAGACAAUUUUGGAGCUGAAUCAGUGGCAGCUGCAUAUCAAGGCCAGCAGAACAACUUCAGGCAGACCCACCAGCCAUGGCAAACCCAGAAUCAGCAUCAGCACUAUAAUCAGGGUUCCAAUUCACAAAAUCAAGGGUGGAGAAAUUGGAUUAACCCCAGAUAUGAGCCUCCUCCAUACAAUCAACAAGUUGGCCAGCAAACAAAUGGGCUAAUGCAAAGCAUGAAUCACUAUACACAACAGUAUAGGCAAAAUCAGUCACAAAUGCAGCCCAAAAUGGACCCAAAUCUGGAGGCUACCAUUCAAGAUCUGAAGAUGCAAAUUGGGCAGCUAGCACAUGCCGUGAAUGAGCUGGUAAAUCAGAAAGUUGGAGGCAUUCCUGCUCAACCAGUGGUGAAUCAAAAGGGGCCACCAAGCAAAACAUAG
Vigna radiata var. radiata (mung bean) is the source of this 1455-nucleotide messenger RNA. RefSeq lists its product as uncharacterized. Bases 1 to 1455 code for a protein of 484 amino acids. Lineage: Eukaryota; Viridiplantae; Streptophyta; Magnoliopsida; Fabales; Fabaceae. The transcript has a single exon. The record is from RefSeq and is a predicted model, not a curated record.